Molecule: messenger RNA, 1413 nt
Organism: Drosophila mauritiana
Lineage: Eukaryota; Metazoa; Arthropoda; Insecta; Diptera; Drosophilidae
Source: RefSeq, a predicted model, not a curated record
AUGAAAACCCAAAUAACAGACAUAAAUCAUUUUGCUUUCUUUCGCAUACUCGACAUUCUGAAGGAAAACUGUGAAACACAGCAUGGCGAUGAAACUGAGGACAUCAUCAAAUACGCUGAUAUCCUUAAUUUCGCUACCGCAAGCUUUAAAUUUACACGAAUCGUUAGGGACUGGGAUAAAAAUUUCUACGCACGUUUGGCGAUACAUAAGUUGUAUGUAGCUCCGCGCAGAAAUAUAACCAUAAGCCUUGACGCGAUGUAUAAAACUCUAAAUGCAGAAACAGAGGAAGGAAGAAAACAUUUGGUGAACAUCAUAACUAGUGUCGUAUCAAAUCCCAGUCUUCGAAGACUUAAACUGAAUAAUCUUGAUGCAUUCUUUUACAAGGAGCACUCGAGUUUCGCUGAUGAAAUUUUAAAGAUAUUGCAAUUCACGAACAGCAAACCAAUUGAGUUAAUUCUUAAUAUACCAGGUCGUGAAAUACGUAACCUUCAUGGCUUUCGAAAUAUCUCCAAGCUCAUUCUAACAGCUUCUAUUGAAAUUUCUGACCUUGAGAAAUUUUGCCUUUAUAACCCUAAAUUAAGUACCUUGGAAGUGAAUCAAAGUCACUUUUCCGACCAUGGAAAGCUAGCUCAAAUCGUUCCCCACUGCUCCAAUUUAAAGAAUUUCAAAUUUAUACUGGAUGAUAAUGCAAGGGAUAAUGAUUACGUCAGACUAUCGCGUUUAAAUAGACUACAAAAAUUGAAAAUUCUGCUGCCUGAAAAAAAUGAAAAUGAUAUGGAAAUCGACAUUGAAUCGCACGAAGAAGAAGAUAUGGGCAUGUACUCCGAGGAAAUUGGAGCAGUCUCAACUUAUACGCGGUCCAUUCCAAUCUUUCAGCUCCUUAAAGCUUUACACGAAAAGGAAAAAUCUACACUAAGGGAAUUGUGUUUAGGUUUCGACAUUGAUGAUGAAAUGGUACAGAUUAUUUCGAAAUUAAAUGAACUACGAGGGUUGGAGUGCGGAUUUUAUGAUCCUAAGAGCGUUAGGCAUUUUGUACAACACCCAAAUCUUAAACGAUUAAGCACACUCAAUAAGGCUUCAAUAGUUACCGAUGAUUAUGCAGCUUUGCUAGAAAAACAAUGCAGUGUCUCAAAUUUAGACACAAAAAUUAUUUUUAAUGCUAAGGGAAACCUAAGUAUAUUUACAGAGAAGGUGGACAUUCUUCGGUUGGGUAACUGUGAAUCGUUUUUGAAACUGAAAAACCUUAGAAAAAUAUAUGUUCCUGACAAAAUGAUCAAAUAUGAGGAAUCGACAUUGGACCGGUUUUUGGCGCUCGGUGUGGAACUGUGGAACCUUAAGCCUGAUUCUUUUUCUGGCCAAGUUUAUAGUACUCUUUUAAACGAUUCCGAUGAAAAUAUAUAAAUUAAACACAUA